AUGUUAAAUCUUGAAAACAUAGAUUUAGUCAAUAGCACUUCAGAUCAAGUAAAAGUCAUGAGCUAUUCGUUCUUCAUUUGGACUUCUAUUUUUGCAAUCAUAAAUCAAAGAGUCCAUUUGAAGAAUCACCCCAAGAAAGUCUAGGAUGAUAUCAAAAACAGAAUUGUGUCAAUCAUUCAUGGUGCCCUCACCUUCUGGGCUGCUGCAUACAUAGUUUUGGUUGAAUAGCCAAGUUUCGGAGCAGCUAACUCCCAGACCAUGCAAUUUACAAUGAUAAUUAGUGCGUCAUACUUUGUCUAUGACUUCCUUGCCUGUCUCUACUACGACCUUGCAGACAUGUCCUUAGUCUCACACCAUUCCUUAGCCAUCUGUGGAUAUGCUGUGGCAACCUUUUCUAAAUUCGGAGCUCCAUCUUCAAUUUGGGGAUUGAUGUCGGCUGAAGUAUCCAACUUCCCUAUGCACAUGAGAGUAAUCUUCAGAUAAGUGGGAUUGAGACAUACCAAGUUGUAUGAGGCUUGUGAAUGGACCUAUUUCGCUUUGUAUAUCAUCUUCAGAGGUUCUUUAGUUCCUUAUAUGGUAUGGAACACAUGGCCAGAGAGUGAAGUUCCCUUAUUGGUUAAGAUUACAGCCACUGGAUUGUUCCUAUAAUCAGUAUACUUCAUCUUCGAGAUGAAAAAGAUUCUAACAAGAUAAUACUUCCAAUAUCAAGAAAGAAAGAAGAAGAACAUCCAUCAUUAUUGGUUUUAGGUUAAUCCCAGAAUUCAAGAAUUAUCAUAUAUUAACAACUAAAAAAAAGACAAAGUGUUUUGAGUAUCUAUUUUUAGCAUAUAUAAAUUUAAUGUUUGUAAUAAUUAUCAA
Messenger RNA from Paramecium tetraurelia, 858 nucleotides. RefSeq lists its product as uncharacterized. Gene Ontology annotation, cellular component: membrane. The record is from RefSeq and is a predicted model, not a curated record. The transcript is spliced from 5 exons. Lineage: Eukaryota; Ciliophora; Oligohymenophorea; Peniculida; Parameciidae.